UGUGUUUGCGUCCGAUCAUGGUUAGGAGAAAAACUUUUGAUUCCAUUCCACAGAUAUUCUCGAGAUUGUCUACAAAAUCAAUCGGUAGGUGUCGUUGCGUGUCGAAGCUAUGGGCGUUCACACUUUACCGUCAUGAUUUCACCGAGUUGUUUAUAACCAAGUCCUUGGCUCGUCCACGUCUCUUAUUUGUGGUCAGCCAACACCUUGAUUGGAGCUUUUACUCAACGCCUCAGCCUCAGAAUCAAUAUGAGAAGUCUUCUCUUGUAGUAGCCGCUACUGAUUUUCAUACCAACUUCUCUAAAGGCACUAGCGAUUACGAUUGUAGCUAUGCCUCUGGAUUGAUCUAUUUUCGUAGUUUUCGUAAUAUGUCCAUCCCAAGGGAAGAUAAAGAUACAAAGCGUGUGAUGUGUAACCCUCUCACAGGACAGUAUGUUAUCUUACCUGAACUUAGAGUCCGGAAAGGAACACUCUCCAAAGUGUUGAAAUCCAAGGUGUUCGGGCGGAUCAUAAUUCCAUAGUUUACGCCUUUGUAGACUAUGUAGAAGAUCUUAGUGUUAACGAUGCAAUGCAACUCAAGCCAAGCCUUGUAAAACUAGUCCAAAAUUUCGUUCCCAAGAGGCCAAAACCACGACGACGUCGGCGUACAUCUCGCGACCUCUCCAAGUCACAGAACAAGGAGCAGAACAUGUACGGAUUAUCAGCUAACCUUCUCUAUCGUUAUGCUGGCUUAGCUAUAUAUAUUCUUGUUUUAUUUAGUUUGUUUUUUGUUUGUUUUUUGGUCUUGUUUAGCACUAUCAUUCGACUGGCUUAUAGCUAAAAUUGUCACAGAUGGACAUAAGAUAUAUCAA
Messenger RNA from Camelina sativa (false flax), 848 nucleotides. The record is from RefSeq and is a predicted model, not a curated record. NCBI's taxonomy places the organism in Eukaryota, Viridiplantae, Streptophyta, Magnoliopsida, Brassicales, Brassicaceae.